Phytophthora infestans T30-4 is the source of this 1065-nucleotide messenger RNA. RefSeq lists its product as uncharacterized. NCBI's taxonomy places the organism in Eukaryota, Oomycota, Peronosporomycetes, Peronosporales, Peronosporaceae. The transcript has a single exon. Gene Ontology annotation, molecular function: nucleic acid binding. The coding region runs from base 1 to 1065 and encodes 354 amino acids. The record is from RefSeq and is a predicted model, not a curated record.
AUGCUGUACGACGACGCUACCGUUCGACGGGUUCUCCGUGCAGCUCACGAAGGCCAAGAUUGGCGCGAUGUCGCGCUCAAGAACGAUGUCAAGCUUCGCACUGCUUACCGCUGGAUCAAUGCGGCCGAGGACAGCGGCAACUGGGAGGCUCUGCCUCGAAAGCCUCGUGGUGGUAAGCGCCACAGCAAGAUUCAAGACGAGCACGUCGACUACCUAGUUGGUCUCAUCGACGACAACUGUUACAUCACGCUGGACGAGAUGGUUGACGCCCUCGAGGCUCGAUUCGCGCUCAAGGUGACAAGACAGACGGUCAAGACACACAUUGACGGCCGGAUGUACACGGUCAAGCAAACCCAUCGCGACAACAACUACCGCAAUCUUGAGGAGAACAAGAUUUUGCGCCGGGAUUACGUCGUCGAGCUAAUUGCUCAGAAGGCCGCAGGUAAGAAGAUCUUCUACGUUGACGAAACUAACUUCAAUUUGUGGUGUGCUCGCCGCCGUGGUCGUAGCAAGAAAGGGAAGCGAGCUGUCGACAACAACACAGCCAGCAAAGGGUCAAAUAUCCACGUGAUCGCUUGCAUUUCAGAGGAAGGGCUUGCUUACUCGGAGAAGCGCUUUGGCUCUUUCACGUCGGAAGCAUGCAACGAGUACAUCCGUCGCCUGCUCAACCACAUCGGUGCUUCAACGCCGCUAGAGAACGUUGUUUUGGUGUGCGACAAUGCACCAUGCCACGCGAACAUCGAGGAUGUAUUCAAGGAAACCACGUUUUCGGCGGCGACGCUGCUGCGCCUAGGUCCGUACCCGCCAAUGCUGAACCCCAUCGAGAACUGCUUCUCAUCGUUCAAAGCCAUGGUGAAGCGGUUCCUCGCUCGCCAUCGUCAAGCUAUUCUACGCGUCCCACCGCACCUCACCAUCAAGGCGCACCGUGAAAGCUACCUAAAGCUGGCUGCAGACCUCCUCGUACUCGAAGCUAUCACCCCAGAACUUUGCUACAAGUGCUCGUUGCACACCAUGAAGUUCCAUGCGCGUGCGAUCCAGAUGAAAGAUAUGCCUGUAGGAGAAUAA